Molecule: messenger RNA, 3941 nt
Organism: Epinephelus moara (kelp grouper)
Lineage: Eukaryota; Metazoa; Chordata; Actinopteri; Perciformes; Serranidae
Exons: 4
Coding region: 204-1442 (412 amino acids)
Source: RefSeq, a predicted model, not a curated record
GAUGGACCCUUGGGCUGCAGCCCAGGCUCUUCGCCGUACGUGAAGAGCCUGGUGACGCGAGGCUACGUUUUGUUAACCCAUUUUUGGUGACGCUUUUAUACUGAAAUGUACGACCCGGAAGUUCUGUUGUUUUUCUGACGAAGUGAAAAUACAGGAAAACACAAGCCGGGGACUUCUGUGAACUCAAGGUAAACACACAGAGCAUGGAGCUCCUUGCCAAUCUAGAGAUCUACAUCCCAGUGGAAGCUGAGGUGAAAAGCAUCCCUAUACGGAGCUUACCAAAGUCAGUGCUUAGACGAAUUGGCCUCCCUCUGUCUGACUCUGAGGGCUCCAGAAAGCUCACAGACUCUGCAGAAGGCAUAUGGAUUUGUCCAGUAAUCAUGCGGAUGAAAGGCCAGAAAUGUGCCACCAACACAGGGAACAGUGUGGUGGAGAACAUGUCCUCACUGCUGGGCAAAGAAUUUAGGGCUCAGCCGGGUCCCUUCCAAAUGUCCUUUGUCUCCGCCAAUCCCACAGCUUACAAGGUACUGAAGGACAACAUACCUGGAAAAAAUGUCUCCACACACACAUCUCAUCUCACCUCCCCAUUACCUCAUGGCACAGCAUCGCAGACAUAUGAAGAUGCUGUUGUCAUUUACCACGGAAACGUUUACCUGUCUGCCAGGAGGCCCAGUCAAAGACGGAGUCAACGAGAGACUCGUGAUCCACAGCCAGCGUCUCUGUCUUCCAUUCCUUCAGCAUCAGACUUGUCAUCUAAAAGCCAGAAGAAGCACGGCUUUUCGGAGGCUUCUAUUGAACCUGCAGACACAAAGCCAAAAAGGAAGAAACUACGUGUCAUUUUGCCCCAAACCUCCUCAAAACAGUUAAAGGAUUGUCUCAUAAAAAAAGAUCAUCUCUCCACCACAGACCGGGAGCUGCUUAAUGACCACAGGCCCAAAGAGAAACACACAACAUGUAAAGUAACCCACAGUGACAAGGAGAAGGAUGUGACACACAGAGCGAGUGAUGUAUCCUCAUCCAAAACUGCACAUAGUGUCCUUCAGUCCACUGACAGUCUACACAAAGUGGACAGUCAUAAAGAUGCUGAUGGAGAGCAGUCUGCAGAGAAAGCAGCAGGCACAGGGCCAGCGUGGCUUCAGCCUCAGGGGGAGCAGGAGGAGGUGUUCAACAAUGACAGUGGUGAACGUGAGCUACAGGACCUGGGCAAUAAGGAAGCUGACUAUAUUCAAAUUGGCAGUGGUGAAUCUGAUAGCAUAGUUGGUAUUGUAGAGCAAAGAAGCAACCAGAGCUGGACCAGGAGAGAGUCUCAGGGUGCAGCUCGUGCCUUUACGUCACUACCGGAGUGUGACUUCAAGGGGCUGGCAGAGGAGGAGGCGAUUGAUCGAAUGAAGGCCAAACUCAGAAAGCAAGAAGCUACUCUCAACAGCCUGCCCUCUUCAUAAUGACAGCUCAGUCAGAGUGAGAAGCAGUAAUGAUGUUUUAGUUUUCCAGAAUAUGAUUAGGAACUUAAGGAGACUCUGCUGUGUAGGAUUUAGGAGGAAUGGCAGAAAUGGAACAUAAUGUUCCUGACUAUAUGUAUAAUCACUUGUUUUGAAUUAUUUACAGUAGCCCAGAAUGGACAAACCAAACACAGGCUAUAGAUAGGGCCAUUUGCAUAUUCGUGUCAGCCACCAUGGUUCUACAUCAGUGAUACUGAACUUACAGCCGACAGGCCAGAUUUAGCCCACAAUAGGGUGCCUUGUCACCCCCCAACCACAUUUCAGUUCACAGUGAAAUUAAAGUGAUUCACACUGGGAGUUUUAUUUGUACUUUUAACAUACAUUAAGUUGUUUUUACACAGCUGCUUGUCAACUGCCCUGACAACCGUCUAUGUUCAAAACCUCUUUUCCUCUGCUGCCUUCCCCUCACUGAAAUGACUGGAGGCAGUGAGUUACUGCGGUGUGAACACAAUGCAAGGUGCCAGGGUACAUAGUAAAGGAUGAUAAUAGAGCUUGUUUAUCAAAAAAAAAGCUAGGGGAGGAUCCCCUGGUCCUUAACAGAAGUCCUAGCUAAGCUUUGAAUGUCCUCAAAUCCUAGGAACACCCCUGCAUACAUGCAUAACUGCAUAAAAACAGGAUACUAGUGUGCAUGGAAACUGACUUGGUGACAGGAUGAUUGAAAGCUAGAAAUUGCAUUUCCUUACAGUCCCCGUGAAACGGAAGUUAGAGCUUCUUUAGUUUCUGUACUGUGAUAUAUUUUCCAGUGAAACAGAAUACUUGAGCGGUGAACAGUAACACAAGGGAUUCACAUCCAAUCCUUUGCAUUUGAAUGGACAACUAAAAAAUGGGCGGGCUUAGCAUCCAGAGCUACGGUGGAGUCCGCUGCUGUGGGGACUGUUGGCUCCACAAACACUUUUGUCGUUGUUGGAUCAGCAGGACGAGGGAGAGAUGCAUGAAUUAGAUCUGAGCAACAUUGUAUUGAUAAUAAAAACAAAAGUUUUGUUCUUCAGCUUUAUUUGAUUAUCGUUUUACCUGGUUUUACACAAAAAGAAAAGACAGGGUUUUUUUUUUCUUUAUGAUUAAAACUUGUAAAAUAUUUUCAUUUUAUUUUUGAGGACUUCCAUAUUUGGCCUGAAUGAUGGAUACUGUUGUUUUCUGACUCGUAACCUUUCCUCUAGGGUUGCAUGAGGCCAAGCUUUACAUGUGACCUAAAUGGUGCAUUCCAAUAGCACUGGGAAGUCAGAAUUUCCCAGUUCCCAAUUGGAAAUUUCAAUUGGAACGACCCUUUAAGUUAAAUUUCUGGAAAGCUAGAGGAACUUCACCAACUCCGACCUCAAAAUCCAAGGCUGAUCUGUGCAACAGCAGUAGUGAAAGCUGUUGUAAUAUGCUGUUUAUUAGCACUUCUGUCCUAUUUGUGUCUCAUUGGAACAGUCAUACACAUGGUCCCGUCCAAUUCCACAGACAUGAACAAUUCCUGUUUGUGGAAUUGUUGCUACAAUGUUUGUAUGAGCAAAAGACAGAGUAAUGUGUUGUUAUGGACAGGUACUGCUUUUGUCAUUCCCAGCUCCAAAUUAUGACUUACUAGGUAAAUGGAAGGCAGCAAAACUGCUGUUGAGACUGCACUCAGCUCUCUCAAGAGACAUGGUCAUGUCGUAGUGGUGAUUUUUAUCUAACUUUCUUGAGAAAUGCUUGUCAUAAUGGGAACAUUAUAUGUAGAUAAAUGUCAGUUUUCCUCAAUUUGUCAUUUUUGCUGCUUUGCCCUGGGACUUUUGUUUCUCUCAGUUCCAUUUAUUAAGUGCAACACACACCGCCGCCAUACGCCGCGCGUUCAAAACGCCCGCCUCCAUUAUAUUCUAUGAAGCAACCCACACUGGCGCCGGCCGCUCUGCUUCAGCCCACUGCUCUAUUUCCAGCGCGGCCGGCGCUCAUGGCGGCGCUGCGAGAAAAGCCUUUUAUGUACGUUUCGGCCGCCGUAAUAUCAACUCCGGUUUUUCCUCUUCUUCCGUUACUAGCAGUUGGCAACCGUUGGCAACUAGUGUAGGUACAGCCACCUAGAGGGCUGGGGUGGGAAAUACACGUCAACGGUACCGCUGCCAGUGUGUGUUGGGGAGCGGCACUUGACGGCCGGUGUGUGUUGCACUUUAUAGUUAUGUACACAAAUCUUAUACCUUGCUGACUUUUUAAGAGCCUGAAAACAGGUGCUCACCUGUUGUUUUGGUGACUCAGGAGACUUUUUGCAUCCAUCCAAACUUGUCCCUGAAUUGAUUAAAUUCAGCAAGUUAUGUGCUUGUGCCUCUGGUGAAAUAUCAUUUAUUUUUAAAGAUAUAUAAUGUUGAACAUAGACAGUCACUUUUGGCCAAGUUUUUGGUAUUGUUUUUAUUUUUAUUUUUUUCAAACAAAAUCUCAUAGAAUAUAUUUCUGUUGCUGCAAAUAUUUAUGUCUGCAAUAAAAAAAAUGUGUGUA